Molecule: messenger RNA, 1173 nt
Organism: Elephantulus edwardii (Cape elephant shrew)
Lineage: Eukaryota; Metazoa; Chordata; Mammalia; Macroscelidea; Macroscelididae
Product: meiosis-specific protein MEI4-like
Exons: 7
Coding region: 1-1173 (390 amino acids)
Biological process (GO): oogenesis; homologous chromosome pairing at meiosis; spermatogenesis
Cellular component (GO): lateral element
Source: RefSeq, a predicted model, not a curated record
AUGGAUGCUCAAGGAUGGUAUUUGAGAACUUCAAAGUUGGCCGUGGCCCUGGCAAUUAUCCGCUCAAAACCAGCAGACAAAAGCAGCAGAGAAUACACAGAACAACUUGCAAGGGUGGUGUCUGGAGAAGAGUGUAAAUGCAGAUCCAAAGUCCAAGAUUUGGAAACUGAAAUUUUGCAGUUACGUCAGAAAGUACUUCUGAGUGGAAUGAGUCCAGCUGGGUUUAGAAGAGGCCAUGAUUUACUCCCAACCAGUUCUGAUCAGUCUCCCUUAAGCCCUGAAAACACACCGACUCUGCAGGAAGAUUCUGGAUGUGUCUUAUCAAAUGAGCAGAGAACGGAGCAGUCAGAGACAUCCCAGCAUUGCAUGGAGAAUUGUCUUCUCAUACCCUUCCAACCACUGCCCAUUAUGAAAAGUCACUCCGCCACUACAGAAAACCCACUGUCUUCUCACAUGCAAUUCUUACAACACCUGUUUGAAUUGAAGAACUUCACCGAAUCAGACUCUCUGAAAACAGAUCUAACUAAGUUUGAAAAUGACUAUUCCACAGUAUCUGAUGCUGUUUUUCAGUUGCUGGACGGCUUGAUUACUUUUUACAAUAAUCCCCAAAUUCCUUUUUCAAGCUUUCAAACAGAAGCUGUUUGUACUGUAGCAAAACUGUUCAGUGAUCACAACUUAUCUAAUCACAUUCUUAAUAAAUGCUCCAAGAAGUUGGAAGAAUUAGAGAAAACUCUACUACAGGUUAUUUUAAGGAACAACCAUAUCAAUCGGUUUCAGGGGCAGCAUUAUGUUUCUCAGAGUCUGGUAACCCUGGGAAGUUGCAGCAUAUUGAGAAAAUCUCUUGUAGCUCUGCUUCUAGCUGAAGUAAACAGCUUCACUGACUAUCUGGAAAUCAUCAGUCAGGCUCAAGGCAGUUAUGAUGUAACACGAUAUGAGAAUAAUUUCUUCCUGUUCUGGGUUCUGGAACAGCUUCUUCAGAAGGAGACGGAACAAGGUGGCAUUUCAAGUCAAUGGAAGGAUGACCAAGAAAUAAAGAGAUUUCUUCAAAAACAUGAUCAAACAAUUUUCCAACUUUCAGAUGCAUUCCCUUUGUUCACGUUUUACUUGUGGAGACUGAGUGUUCUCUUUAACUCAACAGAGAAAGAAACUGUUGAAAAUAACUCGUCUCCUUAG